AUCUGCCACUUCCCACAAACGUGCCAGCCGCUCUCGACACAGCCCUCUCAAUGCCUCAGACCCGCGGCCAGAGACGCAGCGCCGACAUGGAAGCCGCUCUGAAAACCUUCUUUUCCGCCUCGCGCUUCGCCGUCGCAGGCGCCUCCUCAGACCCCUCCAAGUACGGCCACAAAGUGUUCGCAUGGUACCUCGCCCACGCCCUCCCCGUCUCUCCCCUCAACCCCCGCGUCCCCACCAUCUCCGUCGGCUCCACCACUUAUCCGACGACGCCCUCGCCCUCGGCCCUCGACGACGCCGCCUCCUACUCCCUCUCCAUCAUAACCCCGCCGGCCGUGACGAAGCAGGUCCUCCGCGAGGCGAAAGAGGCCGGCAUCCAAGCCGUGUGGCUGCAGCCGGGGACCUUCGAUGACGAGGUUAUCGAGUACGCGCGGAGGGAGUUCCGGGCGGCGAUUGGGGGCGAGGGAGGGGGUGGGGGCGAGGGGUGGUGCGUGCUUGUCGAUGGGGACGAGGGGCUGCGGGCUGCGGGGAGGGAGGAGGCGAGGCUGUGACGAGGGGUGCUGCACGAUGGCGGGAGCAAGGAGAAGAUUUCAGAUGGAGGUAGAAGGCGGGCAUGCCCUGGACUCUGAGGUGAGGGCCGCGUCACGUGGACUGGCCGGAGUGGACUCGGGCGGGGAAGUCGGCUUGUGGAUCAGAAUGAGGGGACUGCAGAUGCUCGGCGUGGCGUAUACAUAGGACAAUGGUGAUACAAGGCUGCAAGCCGUCCAUGACUGCGUCGGGGAAGCAUGCAGAGCUAAUUGCAUGGACCAGGCUAGCCAACGAGGCUAUGCGCUGCGCCUCGAUCUCUACACUUCACGACCAUGGUGACAAUUUCGU
Messenger RNA from Paraphaeosphaeria sporulosa, 873 nucleotides. RefSeq names its product NAD(P)-binding protein. The transcript is spliced from 2 exons. The record is from RefSeq and is a predicted model, not a curated record. Lineage: Eukaryota; Fungi; Ascomycota; Dothideomycetes; Pleosporales; Didymosphaeriaceae. The coding region runs from base 51 to 548 and encodes 165 amino acids.